UCUUAAAGGACUUAAAGCCUCUGCUGAGGAACUGAAGGAGCAGAAAACCAGGACAAGAGAGAAAAAGAGAACCUGCCAUGGCUUCCUCCAGCAGUCUCCUGUCUGAAGAUCAGCUCCAGUGCGCCAUCUGUCUGGAUGUGUUCACUGAUCCAGUCUCUACUCCAUGUGGACACAACUACUGCAGGGUCUGUCUCAAACAGUACUGGGACAGCAGUUCACGCUGCCAGUGUCCAGUCUGUAAGGCAGAAUUCCCAACAAGACCUGAACUGUCUGUGAACACGUUCAUCUCUGGACUGGCUGCUCAGUUCAAGAAGUCAGUUCAGGUCAAAUCCAGCAGAGCUCCAGAGAAACGACCCUCCAAAUCUACAAAUGUUCUGUGUGACCUCUGCAGUGAGGAGAAGCUGGAGGCUGUAAAGACCUGUCUGGACUGUGGAGUCUCUUACUGUGAGACUCAUCUGACGCCUCAUAAAACUGCAGCUAAACUGAAGAAACACAAACUGAUGGACCCUGUGGAGAACCUGGAGGACUACAUCUGCCAGAAACAUGAGAGACCCCUGGAGUUGUUCUGUAGAGAUGACCAGACGUGUGUGUGUCAGUUCUGCACCGAAGGAGACCAUAAGACUCACAGCACUGUUCCUAUAGAGGAGGAGAGUGGAGAGAAGAAGACUCAGCUGUUGAAGGCACAGGCAGAAGUUCAGCAGAUGAUCCAAAACCGACUGAAGAAGAUUGAGGAAAUCAAACAGUCUAAAAGCUCAAAGAAGGAGAAAGCAGACCGUGUGGAGGUCUUCAGAGCUCUGCUACGCUGCAUUGAGAGAAGCCAGGCGGAGCUGCUUGAGGUGAUGGAGGAGAAGCAGAAAGCAGCAGAGAGGCAGGCUGAAGAGUUCAUUAAAGAGCUGGAGCAGGAAAUCACUGAGCUAAAGAGGAGAGACACUGAGCUGGAGCAGCUCUCCCACACUGAGGACCACCUCCACCUCAUACAGGUUUGCCCAUCCCUAUGUAGCCCUCCACACACCAAGAACUGGACUGAGGUCAGGAUUAACUCUCAUCUGAGGGUGGAGCCUCUGAGGAGAGCUCUGACUCAGCUUCAGGAAGAGCUCAGUAAGGAGAUGGAGAAGGUUGAUGAGCAUGAAAUGAAGAGAAUUCAACAAUAUGCAGUGGACGUGACUCUGGAUCCUGAUUCAGCUCAUCCUCAACUCAUCCUGUCUGAUGACGGGAAACAAGUGAGAGAUGGAGACAAACGACAGAAUCUUCCUGAUAAACCAGAGAGGUUUGAUCGCUGUCCCUGUGUGCUGGGAAAGGAGGGGUUCUCCUCAGGGAGAUUUUACUAUGAGGUUCAGGUCAGAGGGAAGACUAACUGGGAUUUAGGAGUGACCACAGAGUCCAGUAACAGGAAGGGGAAGAUUACAGCCAGUUCUAAGAAAGGAUACUGGAUUGUGUGGCUGAGAAAUGAGACUGAAUAUGAGGCUCUGGACUCUCCUACUGUUGCCCUCUCCCUGAAACAGGCUCCCCAGAAGGUGGGGGUGUUUGUGGAUUAUGAGGAGGGUCUGGUCUCCUUCUAUGAUGUUGAGUCCAGGUCUCAUAUCUACUCUUUCACUGGUCAGUCUUUCACUGAGAAACUGUAUCCAUUAUUCAGUCCCUCCCUCAAUGAAGGAGGUAAAAACUCAGCACCACUGAUCAUCACACCUGUUAAACAUCAGAAAUGAGGUGAACUUCUUUAAUAAAACAUUUUUGUCAGAAACAAAUCUGUCACUUGAAACAUUU
Molecule: messenger RNA, 1761 nt
Organism: Pygocentrus nattereri (red-bellied piranha)
Lineage: Eukaryota; Metazoa; Chordata; Actinopteri; Characiformes; Serrasalmidae
Product: E3 ubiquitin-protein ligase TRIM39-like
Exons: 7
Coding region: 78-1703 (541 amino acids)
Molecular function (GO): zinc ion binding; protein binding
Source: RefSeq, a predicted model, not a curated record